CUUAGCUGACAGCACCCAGACCUGGGGCUGGGACCCUGGAACUGGGGCUGACCUGGGGAUAGGCUGCGCCACUCUGCCCCGACCUUGGGAUUGGCACCAGCUUCCGACCGGUACCUGGCAAAGCCUGGAGAUCCCCUGAAGCCAGGUCCGUUGGUGAAGGGGUGAAGGCGGUAUACUGCAGAGGUGCAUCUCCUGCUGCGGAUCUUGGAGACGGACCAGAGUGCUCAGGCUAGGUGUGUCCAGGGCGGCAGGAAGCCUCAGCCCCCUACCCUCAGGCCUGUGUUCGCCCUCACUCUCCAGGUCCUUGCAGUGGCCACGGACACUACAUCUGGGGCAGUACCUCCUCACUAGGGGUCAUGUUCAUCGUUCCAUUGACUAUCAUCAUACUGUCAGUGGCGCUGGCUGUGGGGCUUCCUGGCAACAGCUUUGUGGUGUGGAGCAUCCUGGUGAGGAUGCGGAAGCGCUCCGUCACGGCCUUGCUGGUGCUGAACCUGGCCCUGGCGGACUUGGCUGUCUUGCUCACUGCCCCCUUUUUCCUGUACUCUGUGGCGCGUCGCACCUGGACAUUUGGGCUGGUUGGCUGCCGCCUGUUUCACUAUACCUGCGGAGUCAGCAUGUACGCCAGCGUCCUGCUGAUCAUGGCCAUGAGUGUGGACCGCUCGCUGGCCGUGGCCCUCCCCUUUGUGUCCCAGAAGUUUCGCACCAAGGUCGUUGCCUGGUGGGUGCUAGCAAGCAUCUGGGUGAUGUCCCUUCUGCUGGCCACACCCGUCAUCAUAUACCGCACCCUGACGAAACAGAACAACCAUACCCUGUGCUUCCCGACGUACUCCAGCGAACGAGUCAAGGCAUUCCAUCUGCUCUUCGAGGCCUUUACCGGCUUCCUGCUGCCCUUCCUGCUGGUGGUGGCCAGCUAUUCGGACAUCAGGCGCAGGCUGCAGGCGCGGCGCUUCCGCCGCAGCCGCCGCACCGGUCGCCUGGUGGCGCUCAUCAUCCUGGCCUUCGCCGCCUUCUGGCUGCCCUACCACGUGGUGAACCUGGCCGAGGCGGGCCGGGCCCUGGCGGGCAGGGAGCCGGGGCCGGGGCCGGGCCGCAUGGGAGACCCGCUGCUGCUGGCGCGCCACGUGUUCAUCGCGCUGGCCUUCCUGAGCAGCAGCGUGAACCCCGUGCUGUACGCGUGCGCCGGCGGCGGCCUGCUGCGCUCGGCCGGCGUGGGCUUCGUCGCCAAGCUGUUGGAGGGCACCGGUUCCGAGGCGUCGAGCGCGCGCCGCGGGGACACCCUGGGCCCGAUGGUGAGGGGCGCCCCCGCCUCUCCCGAGCCCGGCCCCUCCGAGAGCCUCGCGGACUCCAUCGACGCUCUGCAGUGAAGCGAACUGAACUAGGCCUGGGGGGUGCUGGUGGAAGGGCUCUGGCUGUCCUCGCGGCGGCGGAAUGCUCCCCACGUUGGCCUGACCCAGUUUACCCCGAGGCGGAGGCGGAGGAGAACGCGAGGAGGGUGGAGCGGAAGAGGAGGGAGGGGCGGGGCAGGUAAGGGCAGAGGGAAAGCCCGGAGCAGCUUGGCAAUUAAAACU
Mirounga angustirostris (Northern elephant seal) is the source of this 1568-nucleotide messenger RNA. RefSeq names its product leukotriene B4 receptor (gene LTB4R). Lineage: Eukaryota; Metazoa; Chordata; Mammalia; Carnivora; Phocidae. Gene Ontology annotation, molecular function: leukotriene receptor activity; complement component C5a receptor activity. Gene Ontology annotation, biological process: inflammatory response; complement receptor mediated signaling pathway; phospholipase C-activating G protein-coupled receptor signaling pathway. The transcript is spliced from 2 exons. The coding region runs from base 357 to 1364 and encodes 335 amino acids. The record is from RefSeq and is a predicted model, not a curated record. Gene Ontology annotation, cellular component: plasma membrane.